AUGGCGACAUCCAGUGCCAGACUGCUCCGCGCAGUCGUCAACCACGUACUUCUCCCACCGGAUCUACCCGACAAAAUCGACAACAAUCUUGCUGAGAUUAACCGGGACCUUCUGCUGCGCGUCCAGAAAGCCUGCAUAGAAUUGGGAAUAGCCACUAAGGGCGAAUACCGACAAGAGCUGCGCCUGCUCCAAAGUUCUCUGGAUCAUUGUUUCAGAAUUCACGCCUCUACAUAUCUUGACAAACUUCAACUCCAACGAGCAUUUUGCAGACUGCGGGUCGGAGAAAUUCUUAUUGUCCAUAUCAACGAGCAGAACGCGGGACUCUUGAUAAGACAUGGUACAAGUGACUUGAAAGGGCACAUCGUUUUUGAGGCCUUCGAAGUCUCUGCAAAAUCGGAAAAGGUCCUCGAAUCCCUGAGUACAUUGCAAUGGGACUUUCCCACCUCUGCCGCAGCCAUUCCAACCGAUGUCUUCGCCGACGACACCUUCCAGCAAAGCCUUGCCGAUUUCCUGCAGAAAGCGAGCUUGGAGAGGGUCGAUAAGUUUGGAGCAGUCAUUUACAAGGCCAACUCUCCAGCCUUUGAGACACGGGAUACCAAUGAUCCUGCUUUGGUUACGGGGAUGUUGAUCACUUUAUUGGAAGGCAUCGGCCAACUGGCUCAAACAUCUCCCAUUCGCAAACGUGUCCGAGACGAAGUUCGCCGGAAAGAGUCGGGCAUCCCUUGGAGAAGAUCGCCAUUUUGGCUGCUUCUGCGGGUUGGUAUCUUGCGUCUUCUGGAGCAAGCCACCUGCCAGUCCGUCUCAAAUGCUCUAUACAAAGCCCUGAUGUGUAUCCUCCACGCCCAACUGCUAGGCGAAAUGGUUGGCACUCAGACUCCCGAACUCACCCAUCUCCUUCUCACAAAGCUUGGUCGGCGAAUCGCGAAACUAGAAAAGGACAGAAUUCUUGCGCCGGCUUCAGACACCAGAAUCUCAGACGCAUACAAUGUCCUUUUGAACAAUCUUCGCCCUUCCUUCAUUGAGUUGACGAACCGCACAAAAUAUCAACUCCAGACCGUCUGGGACAAUCACAAGUCGAAGAUUCGACGUUGGAUCACCCAACUCAGCACGCGCCGGGCCAGACCAGGGCACAUGAAGCUCAGUUUGACGAACAGCGCGCCUUAUCUUGACCAGUUGCGUCAGCACCCACUCAAGACCACUCCUCGAGGGGCAUAUGCUAUGCCACUGACCUUGCUGCAUUUCCUCAGAAAGUACACGGAGCUCACAGAGAUGGAAGCAGAAAUCUUGGCGCGAAACGGACCCAUGGUUCCCGCCAGCCAUAAGACUUGGGCAGAAUCCAGCAUGGAGCUUGCAACGCAGAUCGAAACGUAUCUAGGAAAAUCGAUUGAUUCAUUUGAGGCUGGCACGGAAGAUCGAAGUCGUAUGAUUCUGACGACAAUGUGGCUAUGGGUCCUGAUGGACAACUUGUUAUGUCGCUUUAUGCCCGAGUUCUCGAGGUUCAACCCAGUCUUCGGCCCACAAAGCCUUGACUGUUUACGGCUUUCCUCGUACUCCGACCUCUGUCGGCUCCGGCAAAUUCAGACCUAUCUUGCUCAGCGUCAUUCAAGCGACUCAGAUGCUGUCUCCUCGCGGACCAUUUUGGAUCCUCCUGUUUCGGGCUGUUUUGCCGAUCGCUUCUACGAGAGUCUGUCACCGCAUUCCGAAGUCCACCAGUUGAAUCAAUAUAUAGAGCGAACAGAGGAAAUGCGAAAGCAGGACAAAGAGACGGAAUGGGCAGAGAAAGAUACAAGACAUCAGCAACUGAUGAGAGAGAUUUCCACUGCUCAUUGCCAAAUCACCUUCAUCGGCGAUCCCCCGGAUCCAAAGCAUGACGAGGACAAAUGCCAGAAAUGCAUUUUGACGAGGGCUGCUUAUAAGAUUCGUAUCGAGAGAAUCGAAAAGGCAAUGCCUACGAAUCGCGGCGAAGCAAGAGCUGUACUUUUCGAACUGCUGUGCCCGGCUGCCUUUGAUGCGUACCGCGAGGCAACAUGGUCCAUUGUUGCUAGACUUGCAUUGCCAAAUGUCGAGCAAACGAAGAACGAACCGCUCACGAUGGUGGACGGUUAUUACUCGGACUUUUGCAACGUACGGCGACCACAAAUCAGCAAGCAAGGCCUAACUCUAGCCUCCCGUACCAAAUCGUUCUUGCACACCCAUUAUCGAUUUGCUCACUUCCCCAUUCUCUGGGAAAGGGUCACUGUCAACAAUGGUCUGAGAUUCGAAUAUUAUGAUCGCACGCGUAAAGUGUGGCUUGCCGAACAUUCAUCUCGAGUCACGUUCAACCAUCACUGCAUAAUCCCUCUCUCUCGACAUAGUCCUUUUGCCAAAAUCGCAGCUCUAGCAAAAUACUUAGGUGCUGAAGCCGAAAUCACCUCAAACGAAACCCUUGCUGGACUUCCUCUCUGCCCGCAGACUCUUGGGGUUCCAGAAUAUCUAGCUUUCCAAGGACUGAUAUGUGGAAGCCGCCGUCUAUGGCAGGCGAUACUUGUUGAGCUAGGCUCCUCGAAUCUCAACUUCAGCUCUGAGCCAGUUAUGAUGUUGACUCAGGCCCUGAUAUGUCGAACCGGUUCUUCGCAAGGAGACACUUUCCAUGUGGCGAAUGUUGUCUUCCGCGAUGCCAGCUUUUGCAGAGCCCUCUUGAGUCAAAUCGAACAGCGUUUACUGAGCAUAAGCUGGAACCCAAGAGAGAAUUAUUGCAUGGAAACCUUGAUCAGCUUGAUCCUGAAAAUUCUUGCUCUCGGAGACAAAACUACCUGCGAAAAUGCUUUACAACUGCUUGAAGUGGCCAGAGGCAUCAAUAUUCGGUGGAUCAGGAUGCUCCGAAAGGAGUUCUGUAACACUGACAGCGACGUUGCUUCCAGUCGAAUCUCUUUCUUUAUUCUCUGGGCUGCUUUGUUAUGCAGACGAACGUUCAUCCUGUUCGCUCGAGGCCCACAGGACAGCCAGGCAACCUUUUCAACUUCAACUAUGACCGACAUGGAACGCAUGCAAAACGCCAACACGGCGCUCAUUCCUGUAGCCACACUGACAGAUCUCCUGGAAGCUUCCAUCGCCCUACACGAAAAUCAGCCAGCCGAACCAGAGAACCUGCGACCAACACUUCGCAGCAUACUGAUUCGUGACAUCAAAAUGGUUUCUCGUCUUCGGGGUUGUCUAGAGCAGUCGCUCGAGAAGUCUCCCAGCUCCUUGGUCAUCGCUGCCGUUAGAGCAAACGUGAUGAGCCCUGAAGCAGUUUCUAACCAACCGACAUCAUUCCAUUUUGUGGAGGGCCCUGAUGGGAAGUGGGCAAGUUUGAAGCUCCCAGGUUGCCGGCGCAUGGAACCGCAAGUCAUUCAGUUUCACCUCAUGGCAGGAACCAUGCUGCUAAACGGCAGGACUGUUGAAAAGGAGCUCCCACACGAAGUUCGCUACUCGGCAGGAGUAUCCCGACUGUUCCCCUAUCAGAAGCUCAUCGUUUGGCCUUCUACCCGCCCUGGUAUGACUUAUAAGGUUGCUUUCGACGUUGAAGACCACGAGGUCCACUUUGGAUUUCGGCGGGGUGUCCCCAUUGUCCGUGCAUGGACGAAAGGCACACAACUAGAGUACAUACCCAACUCCAUCUUCACGAAGGACGCGUCCUCUGACAUCCCAGCAUCAUUGAUUGAAAAUUGUGUACAUUGGCUAAACUUGGAUGAAAAUGUGAUCGACGUCAGAAAGGAGCCACGGAUAUGGAGAUCUAUACCAUCGAACUGGAAAAUCGAUCUCCGUACCUCGACGGCCAAGCGCAAAGGUUCGACAUUGCUUGACCCAGGCAGUAAACUUGUUCAUCACUUUGCAAACAUGUUCAAGGGAUUCGAGGAUCCACGAUAUAUCACAGUAUUCCAGCCUCUUGGGGGUGCCAUUACGGUCGAACUUCGCCGCUUCGAACUCAGUUUCUUUGUGAAUCCCAACGGCUACCUAGAAUGUCAGCAGUUUCGGGCAGAGAUCGAUCCGAACCAAGAUGCAGGAACCUGGUAUGGACUUACAUCGAAGAUCGUUCUCUGCGACGUUGACAACCCAAGACGCCGAAGCGUCAUCGUGCCAUUGGGGCUUCCGAGAGUGCAGCGUAUGGGAAUCCAUAUUAACAUUGAGAUUCGAAGCGCUGAUGGCGUAUAUGCCCGUUACUUCUUAGACGACGUAUUGGGACGGUUGACCUGUGCGUCGGAACCUCGACUCUUUUACACAAAGGCACUAUUGCAUGCGUAUACCUCCUUCUGUCUUCCUGAUCCACUGACAGGGAAGACGGGAACUGAGGAGGCGUGUCAUGUUCUCCAAUCUGGGAGUUCUCAACCGUAUGGACCACUCAGCGAAGCCAAUAGAAUGCUGCUCGACGCCAUUGCCAACCUGGCACCCGUGCGCCAGUUCUACCCGCAGGACCGCCGGGUCUUGGAGAAGGUGUUGUGGAACGAAAAUCUCACCUAUUUCAUACAGCAUGAUCAAUAUCGCCUCCUCGUUGCUGAGAUCAACCAGAAAUCCGCACUUCUUUCUCAAUUUGACCUAGACAACGACGUUACCCCUGAUACUGAGAAGUUGUCCGGAGCAAUGGAUAACGUGGACGUAGAAGAAUGUAACACUUAUCUUUCUCGGAGAAGUCAGAUGCGUCAAAGUCUCUAUCAGCCGUCUCGCAUGGUGGUGACGAGUCCUGAACAUGCAUCAGACCAGUCCUACAAUCCGCGUGGGUACCACGACUACCGACAAAGCCAGGAGCAUGUGUUCCAGGCCGCUCGCUUGAUCUAUACAUGGCCAGCAAAGCUACCCUCGCCGACACUGUUAUCUUUGAUGUUUCAGAACUGGCCGUCUAUCGGCGGUUACGGUGAUGAUUCUGUCAGAUUCGAACCGGUGCGAUUGACGGAGUGCCUUGACGUCGAUCUGGCUUCCUCAUGGGGCCAGAUGGUCAACUUUUACCGCCUGGGAGGUUGUCCUGAAACCAAAUACAAAGUCAUGUUCCUGACAGCUUUGGUAUGUUUCAGAGAAGAAAUCAACAUGAGGGCUAUUCAGACCCUCAUCGCUUUCGCAAUCCUGCCUGAUCUCAAGAGUGUUGAUCUGCCGUCGUGGCCUUCGUACACGCAGUUCCGUCCAGGAUUUCGUCCAAAGAUUGAGUAUUUGAGACAACUCCUUGUUCCCUGCUCUCGGCCUUUCUCGGAGGUCCAGGAACAGUCACACACUCAGAGAGAGAGGAAAGCCAUCGACGCAACAAGAAAACAACACGAAGCUAGAGUUUCAAAACAGCUGGAUGCUCUUACAGAGUUCGCGUGCCAUCAGUGGCCAUGCCCUCAGCCAGACUUUGAGGGAUUUACAACGGAUGUCUUGGACUUGGCUACAGCCUCGGCGUUGAUUGCAGUGGAGUGGAAUGCCAUGUUCCGAAACCAUGAAUUUGAAGAGCAUAUACGACAAGUUCAGGAAGUCUUGGAUAAGCAUCGCUCGCUCCCGCCAGCAAGAGCAGUGAGUCGGUUGAAACACUCUCCUUUACCAUCUGCACCGCGGGGAUUCCCAUUGAUAUGCUCUCACUUGCUGGAAAAGGAGGGGCCUAUGGUGGUUUUUCAGCAAUCAUUCUUACAAAGUCAAGCUCCUUACGCAACGAGAGCAGCUGCCAAUCAAUCCAACCAGGACAUCCAUGAACUGAGGCGGAUCGUUAAACAAAUGCCCACCACGAGAUCCUUUGUCAGGCAGGAAUACGUUCGUGGUCUUCUCGAUUCGAUAUCAGCCCUUGAGGACUAUCGAGCACGACCUGUCGAAGAAAUCCCAGGUUUUGACAUGAAUCAGCUGGAUCGACUCAUCGCUGGCGCAGAAAAUGCAGUGAGUUCGCGGUUCUCCAUGUUAAUGCAAGCUUUCCAGAGAGACGAGCCUGGUGCGUUAUGGCUACAUGUAGUUGGACUUUGGCCAUUGACAACUUAUGUCUCUGUCCUGGAGACUCUGCGCAGCACAAGUUCUGUUCCACUGACGACGUCAAUGCGGACUGCGGUCGUUGAUUUUGGUGUCGAGGUCACUCGGUUACAGCGGUUUCGUCGGAUGCAAGAUGCAUCUCUUCGUAAUAAGCCCCAACAAUUCAAUGACGAAUUGAAAAACCCAGGUCAUUCGAAUUGGAAUCCGAACGAAUAUCCUGACUGGUUACUUCUAGAGAUCGAUACAAACAUUCUCAUCCGUCCCAUUCAGGUGGAGGUUGCAUUGGCCACCAUAUCGCCAGCAUCUGGUUCAAAUUCCGUACUACAGCUGAACAUGGGCGAAGGUAAGACGUCCACAAUCAUUCCUCUGGUGGUGUCCGCCUUGGCAAAUGGCCAGUCACUGUGCAGAGUUGUCGUUCCAAAAGCUCUGCUAUUGCAGACUGCUCAGCUACUGCAAUUACGACUGGGCGGGCUCUUGGGAAGGGAACUACGCCAUGUACCAUUUUACCGUCGUACCCCGUCAAGUCGAGAAAACAUUCAGGCGUAUUGGCAGAUUCACAAAGCCAUUCUGGAAAAAUCUGGGGUCAUUAUAGCACUUCCAGAGCACAUCAUGUCCUUCCUGCUCUCUGGUCAGCAGCGACUGGUGGAUGGGAAAACCCAAGAAGCCACACAGAUGAUCAACGUGCAGAAGUGGCUUUCCCGGAAAUGCAGAGAUGUGUUCGACGAAAGUGAUUUUACGAUGGCAGUCAAGACCCAACUCAUCUAUCCGUCCGGCCCGCAAAUUACCGUGGAUGGCGGCAACUAUCGGUGGGAGGCCAUAGAAGUGAUCCUCAAGCUCGCAGAAUCACACCUCUGUGUGCUGGAGCGGUCUCAUGGAGCUAGCAUUCAAGUCGUUCGUCGCGAGACCGGGGGAUUCCCAUUCAUCUACUUCCUCCGGACUGACGUUCAAAACGCUCUGAUACAGCGAAUAGCGACGGACGUCUGCAGCGGGCGGACGCCAUUGCUGAAUACAGAGAACUUCUCUGCAUCCGACAGACGGGCGAUAAGAGUGUUCAUUACCGAGGCAAAACCUCAUAAGAAUGUGAUAGCUCGUGUCUCGGACAUUCACAAAAGCAGUCAAGCCGAUGGUUAUGUCAUCUAUCUUCUUCGAGGGCUUCUUGUUCACCGGAUACUCAUCCUCACGCUGAGCAGACGAUGGAACGUCCAGUAUGGCCUUCAUCCUCUACGAGACCCCAUGGCGGUGCCAUACCUGGCUAAGGGCAUCCCCUCACACCUUGCGGAAUGGGGCCACGUUGACGUCUCGUUACUUUUCACUUGCCUCUCGUUCUACUAUCAAGGGCUAUCUCAGCAGCAACUGAAACAGAGCCUGGAACAGAUACUCAAAUCGGAAGAUCCAGCACGGGAAUAUGAGCAAUGGAACCAAGGCUCGAAUAGGCUCUCCGAUCGACUUCGUGAUUGGACAUCCAUAAACCUCGAAGAUAGCCUUCAGCUGACCGAGAUAUGGCAUGGUGUUCGCCACAACGUCAGAGCAAUCGACCAUUUCCUCAACAACUUCGUGUUUCCGAAACAUGCAAAGCAGUUCAGGGUCAAGUUACAAGCCAGUGGAUGGGACCUUCCUCUGGCUGGAAACGGAACUAACCUUACCACAGGCUUCAGUGGCACCAACGACAACCGCUUGUGUUUGCCGCUGACUAUCAGACAGGAUGAUCUGAAGGGACUGGCGCAUACCAAUGCCGAGGUGCUGACUUAUCUGUUACAAGACCGGAAUCUAUCAUACAGCCUUGCAGGCAGGAGAGAUGGCUCUCACAGACGAGCAGUCUACCGAAGACUGGCCGAGCCCGAUCUCUUACGCAAGCUAAGUCACAAGAAAAUUUACAUAUUGAUCGACUCUGGUGCCAUAAUUUUGGAGAUGACCAAUGCGACGCUGGCAAAGAUGUGGCUUGAUAUCGAAACGGAGGCGACAGCUGCCGUGUUCUUUGACGACAACAACAAAGCCACUGUGUUGUAUCGAAGUGGGCGGAAAAUCCCCUUGCUGGCAUCACCUUUCGCGGAUGACUUGAGCGGCUGUCUGGUGUACCUAGACGAAUCUCACACUCGAGGCACAGACAUGAAGUUCCCCCCUCGUGCUCGUGGAGCUGUGACACUCAGUCUCGGCCAAACCAAAGACCACACCGUUCAAGCCGUUAUGCGUCUUCGGCAAUUGGCAACCACUCAAUCCGUCACAUUUUUUGCACCGCCCGAGGUCCACCGGUCGAUUCUGGACUUCCGCAACAAAGGGGAGCACUGCCAUCUCACCUCUCGUGACGUGGUGUGCUGGCUCCUGGAGCAAACUUGUCAAGGUCUUGAAAACCUCCAGCCACUUUAUUAUGCUCAAGGCAUCAACUACUGCCGGCGAACGCAGGCAGAAUGUGACCAUCCCCUCUUCUUGACAGAUCGGGCCCAGGCACUUGGUUAUUUGAGUGCUCUCCGAAGCUAUGAACAACAUUCUUUGCAAGCUCUUUACGAGCCACGUUCGGGAAAGUCAGGAAAACGUGUUCGGGACGAAAAGUUCGGCGAUAGUCUUGCCAAAUUCAUCAAGCAGCUUGAGCGACAACGGAAAGCGUUUCGGGACACCGGAAAUUCGGUUCACGCCUCAGCGUUGCAGGAGGUUGAGCAGGAGCGCGAGGUUGCCGUGGAAGUGGAAACGAUCCGCGAAAGACAGAACCCGAUUCUCUUCCAUCCACACCCUUUUUCUGGACUCGCUGCAGAGAUCAGACACUUUGUACUGACCGGAACUUUAAGGCCUGAUGACAAGGUCUGCGAACGAGCAUUCUCAUAUAUGGCUCGGACCGAAACAAGCCUGAAGUAUCCUGCAAGUCUCCCGGCAACUCCACAACUACUUGUUUCUGCAGAAUUCCGACGAGCGGUCAUAGUGCCUUCUGGUAGACCUAACGAUGACUUCUUGCGUCCCGUCCAGUAUAUUCUGUGGAGUAUGGCCACGGAGAUUGCAAUCCUGGUCAGCCCUGAAGAGGCAGAUAUCUUGACUGACCUAUGCCAAAGUGCGUCGAGGAAGGUGGUGCAUCUGCUGACAUAUGCGGCGCCUGUCACGCAGAAGAUGCUCCAGUUCAACAACUUGAAUUACUACGCCGUGCCACCACUUCCAGUGGACUGGUCUGCACCGUCGUGGCUUAGGAUCCAGAUUGGCAUAUUCGCCGGUCGCCUUUACUUCCCUUUCGAGGAGCUCGAGCAAAUCCAGGCAUUCCUAGGUCUGCAGGAUGAGCGACUGAUGCGGACUCGCGACGGGUUGCUUUCGGAUAUUGAAGAGCUGUCGAUUGAUGACAUGGAGAGCUCCUAUGACAACCAAGCACUUGCGGAUGGGCGUGACACGGCAGAGACGAAGCAGGCACAUGCCGCUAGGCUAGAGACUACAAAAAUGCUGGUCUUCCUGCAUGCAUGGCUCGGUACCAGAAGCCGAGGCCAGGACUUUACUCAAACGCCGAUGGGAUACAUUUGCGGACGGAAACUGUUGACACAGGAUCAUCCAUUCUUCCGCACCGUCGUCGACGAAGUGGCGAGGACUAAGAUCUCACACGCUAUGACUGAAGACACCUCAGGAAUUCCAGUUGCUGCGCCUGACGAGGAACAGGACAAUGGAUCUGAUUUGGAGGAAGAGGAGUUGGACGAGCGGCAGAAACUGACGGAGGAGGAGCUGAGGCAGGCGGAGGAGAUGGAUCCAGACCAAGAGGAAAUUAGCGGCGAGGCUGACGAAGGUGACGAUCAGGAAGAUGCUACGAGUGGCGGUUCAGGGCUGAUGUUCGAUGAUGAAUAA
Cladophialophora immunda is the source of this 9747-nucleotide messenger RNA. RefSeq lists its product as uncharacterized. The transcript is spliced from 4 exons. NCBI's taxonomy places the organism in Eukaryota, Fungi, Ascomycota, Eurotiomycetes, Chaetothyriales, Herpotrichiellaceae. The record is from RefSeq and is a predicted model, not a curated record. Bases 1 to 9747 code for a protein of 3248 amino acids.